Molecule: messenger RNA, 1621 nt
Organism: Macadamia integrifolia
Lineage: Eukaryota; Viridiplantae; Streptophyta; Magnoliopsida; Proteales; Proteaceae
Product: histone H1-like
Exons: 2
Coding region: 67-1362 (431 amino acids)
Biological process (GO): chromosome condensation; negative regulation of DNA recombination; nucleosome assembly
Cellular component (GO): nucleosome; nucleolus; nucleus
Molecular function (GO): double-stranded DNA binding; nucleosomal DNA binding
Source: RefSeq, a predicted model, not a curated record
UUUUUAUUUAUUUAGGGACGAUCUCUCUUUCAUUUCUCUCUCUAUCUCCCUCUCUCUCUUGCUCGCAUGGAGUCCUCAACAGUUCCUCCGGCGAGCUCCGGACCUCCUGCAGCUCCUCCUCCAGCUCCUCCUCCGACAAGUGAAGCUGAAGCAUCUCUCCCACCCCACUUGGAUUUGUCCGCCGCCCCUUUCUCGACUACUCAAGCUGCUCCUGCGGUUAUUGCAAACGCCGCCCCUCCAACUCACGGCUCCACCCCAAGCCAUCCUCCUUAUGCAGAGAUGAUUACUACUGCGAUCAGGGCUCUUGACGAGAGAAAGGGUUCGAGCAAGACUGCCAUAAAGAAGUAUAUCGAUUCGACCUACCCAAAUCUUCCGGCUACUCAUGCAGCUUUGUUAACUACACAUCUGAAGAGGCUAAAGAACACUGGUCUUGUAAUCAUGGUGAGACGCUCUUACAAGCUCCCCAACCCCAAGAAAGCUCAAGCUGCUCCUCCGUCGUCUUCUUCUGCACUUGCUUUUCCGUUGUCGGUGCCGGAGAAGAGAGGCCGUGGGCGCCCACCUAAGCCCAAGCCCUUAGAAGUUGGACCUGCAUUGCCUAAGAGAAGCCGUGGCCGCCCACCUAAGCCCAAGCCCUUAAAUGCCGGACCUGCAUUGCUUAAGAGAAGACCUGGGCGCCCACCUAAACCCAAGCCCGCUUCGGUGACAUUUACAGUUGUUGGAUCAGAUGUGAAGAGGGGCCGUGGACGCCCACCGAAACCCAAGCCCAUUCUGGUUCCGGGCUCGAAUGGGAUCGUUUCACAGCCCAAGCCAAGACGGCAACCUAAGAAGCCCAGGCCCAUCGCUGUUCCUACGUCGUACGGUUUCGUUCCACCAAAGCAACCGAGAAAGCCACCGAAGGUCAGGCCAUUGGUUGCUACCGCCGGCGCCGGAAUUGGCUUUGUAUCGGGAUCACCUAGGCCUAGGGGUCGACCGCCGAAGAACGCUGUACCAUCGUCCUCCGGCGACAUGGGUGCAGGUCCCAGUACAAGUGCAGCUCCCAUUGUUGUAAACAAGGGUGGUAGUAGGCCACGUGGUCGGCCGCCCAAGAAACCCAAGAAUGUGGCCGAUGUUGCAGUGGCAACAGUGGUGGUGCUGCCUCAUGCUCCAGUAGGUGAGUCCGUUGCUACUGCUGUUGUUUCUGGUGGUUUAUCGAAUAAUGUAGUGUCCUCGCCGGAGAAGAGAGGAAGGGGUCGACCAAGAAAGACUGGUGGACUGUUGGCGCCAAAAGAUGGACCGUCAACGCCAAAAAGACCGGUUGGGCGGCCGAAGAAGAUAAUUAUGACUCCUACGGCGGCUACAGUGGCAACAGAGACGGUGGAAUGAGUGGGUUGGCUCCAGGGUUCCAUCUCUUCUCUUCUCCUCUUCUUUUGUUCCCUUUUUAUUUACAAGUUCCUUUACUUUGUGUGUGGUGAUUGGUAAAACGAUAAUGGUGGUGGAAGGGAAGGGGUGGUGUGUUGGGGUUCGAAGUAGUUGGCAGGUGGGGUCUCUCUGAUGUACUUUGGUCCUUCAAUGGACAUUGUAUUCAACACUAGAAAAUCUUUUAACUGAAUUUAAUCAAAACUGAAUUUUUAAUUCUCAGCUA